AAUAUCAUAUUGAAAAAUGCACACUAUCAAACGUGUUAAUUGAUGGCUAGAAUUUUGGCUAAGCUUACCUGCUCAGGAGUAACUUUUCGCCCAACCAUGUGCAGUGCAGGAAAUCAAAGCUUAUAUUCCCACCCACACGUGUAGGUGGGCGUUUUUUUGUGCGAUUUAUAAGUCUGAGAAGGGAGAGUCAUCAAACUAUAACUUUCUUGCAUCAUGACUUUUGGGAAAUGGAUCGACAAAGACAAAAUCCAGCAAAUGACCGUUGGGUCCAUAGAAAUGGAGUAUGACGCCGACAUUGGCUGGCCGUUGCUGCAAACGAACUAUGGCCGUACCCAGGGUGGUGUCAGUGUUACCAAGGUGUGUCUCGGUGCAGUGAAAUGCACUAAUAAAAGGUCCGGUAACGUUGUCCGUCGAGCCUCAUCGAUGGCGCGCAUUGAAAAGCGGUGGUCGCGAAAGUGCAUCUGCAACCCCAGAAUCGAAUCGAGUGGUGACGCACUGAAGCAUCUUGUAACAGAAGACUUUCCCGGAUCCCUACAGUCAGGUGGAUAUGAUGCCGGGACAGAUGUGUAUCGGUGUUUGUGCACCUCGUUCGCCUUUGGCAACAAGAACGCCUUCGGCGUGGGGAUACCACGGCUGCCAUUGAAGUCAUUCCAUACCAUGCCGACGUCCCAGCAAACCAGCGGCGGAAACCGCUGCAGAUAAGUACCGGUGAACGGUCAAAGGGACUGAUUAGGUAGGACACCGAUGCCUUGGGUCUUCUCCGCCAGUUCUUGGACGGACGGUUCCUCCAGGGUGGUUACGUUAACCUUGCUCCGCCGAAUCUGCAACCUCACGUUGAUAAUGAGUCGGUCGCUUUCCAAGUGGUUUUCGACCGAUCUUUAGGGCGCCACACGAAUC
Radiomyces spectabilis is the source of this 897-nucleotide messenger RNA. RefSeq lists its product as uncharacterized. Lineage: Eukaryota; Fungi; Mucoromycota; Mucoromycetes; Mucorales; Radiomycetaceae. The record is from RefSeq and is a predicted model, not a curated record. Bases 214 to 702 code for a protein of 162 amino acids. The transcript has a single exon.